AUAAGUGUAUUAUUGUUUGAUUCAUGUUUGAUUUAGUCCAAUACAUCGAAACACCUUAUGUGGAGUCUGCGCAUUAGACUUUAGCGCAGUUUCAUCAUGUUUAAUACCAAAUGUUGGAAGUAUAGAAACCUUAACAUCGCUAUCUCGCAACGCGCAUGCGUUUUUGAAAAUGGAAAAUACAGUGAAACAUCGUUAAAGAAAUCUCAUAUAUACGCCAAACUUAGAUCUGGAAAGUGUUUAUUUAUUUUCCGAAUAACAUGAAUACCUAGUAUAAGUGAACACAAUGAAUCUCAAUUUGAAAGAAAGUUUUGAAAGAUGGUGCCGCCUGUGCGCAGAGGAGCAAGAAGUUACAAUGAUGAUAUUUAGCGCUGAAGCCGAAGCAAUGUUACUUCACGACAAACUCAACAAAUAUUUAUUGAUCGAGAUUGAUGAGGAUGACAAUUUACCAAAAAACAUUUGCAUCCAGUGCUGUACAAAAUUACAAACUGUAUGUGAAUUUAUAGAUAAAGUUAAGAAAGCCCAGGAUAAACUUAUAAACCACUGUGGAGUCAUAAAAAGUAUAACAAAUGAGAGGCAGUUUAGCUCACAAAUUGAAACUGAACAAGAAACUGAAGAUGAUAAUGUAAACACACUAAAAGACUCAACAAUGGAAGUUAGUGUUGAUCCAAUGAUAGUUUUGCAGAAUUCAGAUGACACAUUGUCACCUUUCUUUGAAAAUGGUGAAGAUAAUGUUGAAGGUGUAAUGCAUUUAAAUGGAAUAGAUGGUGAAGAUGUAACCAUUAAACUUAUUAAAAGGGUUGGUAUAGUUAAAGAUAAAACAGAAUCAACUGGAAAACAAUUUUACUGUGUAAUUUGUAAAAGAGGUUUUGUUUCCGAGUUAUCCCUCAAAAAUCAUUCUUGGACACAUAUAAAUGAUAAAACAGUUAAGAAAUACAAUUGUAGCAGUUGUUUGGAAGGUUUUGAUUUCAAAAGUGACCUUAUUACACAUUUUAAAAAACAUCGAACUAAUGGCAUGUGUCGAAUCUGUGGUAGAAAUUUCAGAAGUGAAAAAAACUUAUCUUCACACAUGGCUGCUCAUAUGUCCAAGGGUAAUAAAUACACAUGCAAAAUUUGUCAGCGGUCAUACAAUACUAUGAGUAAUUUAAAAACUCACAGCAUCACCCACAGUAAUGAGAGGCCUUACAAGUGUCACCUUUGUAAGAAAAGUUUUAAAAGAAAUCAAGAUCUAAAGUUCCACAUAAACCAACACACGGGUGCAAAACCGUACAAGUGUCCAUUUUGUGAGAAGUCAUUUGCAAGUUCCGGAAACUGCUACUCACACAGGCAUAGAAUGCAUCCUGGAAGACAAAUAGAAGGAAAAGCACCCAAACAAGAAUCUGUACCGUUAGUCACAAAUGAAACCAGAGCAUCUGAUUUACAACUGGCCACCUUUAAAAGUCCUAUGACAUCAAUAAAAGGUAUUUUCAAAUACCAGUGCCAGCAAUGUGACCAUAGUUUUAUGAAGAGAGAUAAUUAUUUGUACCACAUGUACCAACACACAGGAGAAAAGCCAUUUCAAUGCACUCAUUGUAACGAAACAUUUGUAACCAGGAAAGGUUUGCUGCUUCACUAUGACAAGAAACAUCCAGGAAGGGACCGUCCCCUUGCACUUUUCACAAGAAAUGCUUUACUUCAAUGAUCUAAUAUAUAAAUAAUGCAAUAAUUAUAAGAAA
Molecule: messenger RNA, 1712 nt
Organism: Papilio xuthus (Asian swallowtail)
Lineage: Eukaryota; Metazoa; Arthropoda; Insecta; Lepidoptera; Papilionidae
Product: zinc finger protein 567-like
Exons: 5
Coding region: 284-1678 (464 amino acids)
Biological process (GO): regulation of transcription by RNA polymerase II
Cellular component (GO): nucleus
Molecular function (GO): DNA-binding transcription activator activity, RNA polymerase II-specific; RNA polymerase II cis-regulatory region sequence-specific DNA binding; zinc ion binding
Source: RefSeq, a predicted model, not a curated record